Molecule: messenger RNA, 19606 nt
Organism: Coregonus sp. 'balchen'
Lineage: Eukaryota; Metazoa; Chordata; Actinopteri; Salmoniformes; Salmonidae
Source: the annotation of a GenBank genome assembly
AUGAUUGCGGAGAUCUUCAGCCCAAUACAGUUGUGCGUGAGGUCAAUGUGUUGACAAUCAUUCAAGCCUUCCUCGGUUUGCAAAAUGCAAAGUGACAGUUCUUAAAGCUGACAAAAACGCGUCUAUGAAGCCUAUAUGUAACCUAUUCUUAAGUUUUCACUAUUUUGGAUAGAAGAUCACUGAGUAGUUUGAAACACUAGGCUACCACAUUAGACCAAUACAUUAAUAGGUUUAUAAUACACACGAGAUCAAUAUAUAUUUAGCUGUUACAGCGUGACAUGAAACAAACCUCCCAUCUCUAUUUUUAUAUUUUUAUUCUUUAAUGUAGGUCAGAUCCUCAACCUCUAAUUGCAGCAAUAAUUGAUGAACUUGGAAGAGCCUCAGCCAAGGUAUGUGUGUGUGUGUGUGUGUGUGUGUGUGUGUGUGUGUGUGUGUGUGUGUGUGUGUGUGUGUGUGCGCUAUAGCAUAUUUGUGUUGCCGUAGUUUCAUUCACUGCAUUGUCUUUCCCCAGGCCCAAUACUUGACAGCCCCAAUCACAAGUGCAUCAAAGCUGCAGACCAACAAGCACCAUCUCUACCUGCUGAAGGAUGGAGAAAGCAAUGGGUACCGCUACCUCCUCACUCACUCAUCAUCACAGAUCAUGCACCCUCAGCUCCCUGUUUAUAGCCUCUUCUGGAACAUAGAAAUAGGAUUACUAGAAAAGCCUCCUAACUCCUCACUCAUCAUCACAGAACAUGCACCCUCAGCUCCCUGUUUAUAGCCUCUUCUGGAACAUAGAAAUAGGAUUACUAGAAAAGCCUCCUAACUCCUCACUCAUCAUCACAGAACAUGCACCCUCAGCUCCCUGUUUAUAGCCUCUUCUGGAACAUAGAAAUAGUAUUACUAGAAUGGGGAAAGCCUCCUAACUCCUCACUCCCCAUCACAGAUUAGAUUAGAACAUGUAAUGCUCUACUAUUGAGUACGUGUUGUCCAGCAUCAGACAGAAUGAGACAACAGAACAUCUGUUUCAAACCUCUCUUUGGAAGUCCUUCAAGUAUUAACGUUUGUUCAUCAUCAUACAGUAGCAAAAGCUUUUCAAGGCCACCUACUGUCACAUAAUUAUUUAUUUAUUUAGUUAGUUAUUUAGUUAUUUCUUUCUUUCUUGUUGCUGUAAUGAGUUGUGAGGUCACAAAGGGGGUGCAGGGUUAGUGGAUUUACAAGCUAAGAAACGGUGUGGUGCUGAAACCAACACUACUAGUUCUGCUUUCUCUCAGUGGAAUUCACUCAAAUGGAAAACUAGGUUAAUCAUUUUGUGAUUUCAACCCUCUUGCUUCCAAUGUAGCAGCUUGACACUCUCUCUGUCUCUCACACACUCUCACACACACUCUCUCUCUCUCUCUCUCUCUCUCUCUCUCUCUCUCUCGCUCUCUCUCUCUCUCACACACACAGAGGAAGGGGACUUGCGGUGGGGUUUCUGAAGGUCGGCUAUAAGAAGUUAUUUCUGCUUGUGAGUCCCACUUUCUUUCAUUGUGUUUUCCCACAAUGUAUUUGAUGCAACAUAUGCAAAAGUUUGUUCCUAUUAAUGCAAAAGUGUGUUCCCUGUUUGCAACAUUUCAGUAGUAAAGGGAGGUUUCAGCUCAUUCAAAUGUAGGGUUGUGACAGUCAUGGAAUUUUGGAUGACGGUAAUUGUCCAGCCAAAUGGCCGUGUUCACCAUAAUAAACAUUAUUGCAAAAAAAAUGUAAAGCACAUUUUCUCCUCUCCUGACUUAAUGUGCUGCCAUAUACACUGAACAAAAAUAUAAACGCAACAUGUAAAGUGUUUGGUCCCAUGUUACAUGAGCUGAACUAACAUAUCCAAGAAAGCUUAUUUCUCUCAAAUUUGGUGCUGAGGAGUAUUUCUGUCUGUAAUAAAGCCGUUUUGUGGGGGGAAACUAAUUCUGAUUGGCUGGGCCUGGCUCCCCAGUGGGUGGGCCUAUGUCUGCACCCCUGCCCAAUCAUGUGAAAUCCAUAGAUUAGGGCCUCAUAAAUGUAUUUCAAUUGACUGAUUUCCUUAUAUGUACUGUAACUCAGUAAAACCUUUGAAAUUGUUGCAUGUUGCGUUUAUAUUUUUGUUCAGUAUAAAUAGAAUGAAUAGAAUGGGUGUCCCCAUUCAAGUCAAUGAUAGCAUAAUGGGUGAACUUGCGGCCAUUGCGAGCGUACCCAUAGGAGUAAAGCAGAAAAUAAACUCAAUUGUAGUGAAUUUCAGCUAACUACUAAGAUAACGCAUAGCAUUACUGCUUAACUGUCAUUCUAUUCAUUUAGACAUUUUUAAAAACGGAUUUCCCGACCGCUGGUCACGUUUUUCAAUGCUAAUCCUGUAGAAUCCAGCAACGGCACUGGUGCCAUGAAUUUGUUUUAUUUUCGAACGCUUCCGCAUGGAAUUAUUACAUUGUUUUAACCUUCACGUCUUCAACCUAGCCAUAGAUGCGUUAAAGAGGUCAAUGGAACUCAACCAAAACAAUGGAAAUGCUAUGGAAACGAUUCUGAAUCUCCUCAUUGCCCCCCAGCAAAAUUAGCCAACAUAUAGGCUAUUGUUUAUACAGUAUGUGUAUUUCACACUAUGUUGAGGUAAAAAUCUGAGUAUAAUGCUUGUAUAGACGUCAACCCUAAUACAUGUUCAUGUCACCAUCAUCAAUCAACUGCAUUACAGAUAAAAACGACUUUGACUACCACCACUGAUUUCUGUAUGCUAGCUAUGCUACCAGCUUAUACGAACAGGAGGUAGCAUUUAGCAGUCAGUUCUUCUAAACCUGAAAAGGGACAACUUCUAAAUGUUAUGCAGCGAAAACAGCCCACUAUAUUAAAAUAGGACUUUAGUGACCACAUUAUGGGCCUGUUACAAUACAUCAAUCAUGACGGAUUUGACGAAUCUCCACUUUGUUAGAUCAGAUUUGUUGAAUGCCAAUCCGUCGUCUUUCUUCUGUCCCCAACGGUCUGCGUUCCGUUGACCUCUCUACCAAUUUGAGUUUGCCAGUCAAAUUGCCAGGGAUAGAGGUUCCAAGCAUGUUCUAUUCAUUCUAUUUCUAUGUGUUGCUGUUACAUUGUGAUCAUUCAGUCAGCUGUUUGACAAAAAAAAAACUACAAAACAAAUAUUUAUUUAUGGUCUUCAUCCAUAACUGUCGGUUACAUGGUUAUACGGGAAUUGUGCCAGCCCUAUUCAAAUGUACUAGUUUCCCUCACUAUGAUGUUUUUGAUUACUCGUAAUUGCCCCUGAGGGGAUUAAUCAAGUUGAAUUAAAUUCAAUUGAGAAUUGACUUGAAUUGUGAAUUGAAUGUAUUGUAAUGUCUCCAUAGGACCAGCGAGGGGCGCAUGUCGAGACAGAGCCUCUGUGUGUCUUGGAUUUCUUUGUGACAGAGAACCUUCAGAGGCACGGCUAUGGACUGGAGCUGUUUAGCUUCAUGCUGCAGGUGAGACAGACACCAGUGCCUUUACCUGGGACGGAUGCAGGGUUUUGUAUUUGUAUUUAUUAUGGAUCCCCAUUAGCUGCUGCCAAGGCAGCAGCUACUCGUCCUGGGGUCCAGCAAAAUGAAGGCAGUUAUACAUUUUAAAAACAUUAAAAUACAUUCAUAACAGAUUUCACAACAUAUUUAGUGUUUACCUGGGACGGAUGCAGGGUUGGGGUUUACCUGGGACGGAUGCAGGGUUGGGGUUUACCUGGGACGGAUGCAGGGUUGGGGUUUACCUGGGACGGAUGCAGGGUUGGGGUUUACCUGGGACGGAUGCAGGGUUGGGGUUUACCUGGGACGUAUGCAGGGUUGGGGUUUACCUGGGACGGAUGCAGGGUUGGGGUUUACCUGGGACGGCUGCAAGGUUGGGGUUUACCUGGGACGGAUGUAGGGUUGGGGUCAAUUUGAAUUUAAGUUAGUCAGUUCAAGAAGUAAACUGAAAUUCCUAUUCAAUAAUUGAAAAUAUUUCAUUUAUUAGUCAAGAUUUCUCUACAAAACUGAAAAGGAGAUAUUUAUACUGAACAUAAAUAUAAAUGCAACAUGCAACAAUUUCAAAGAUUUUACUGAGUUACAGUUACAGUUGUGGUCCUCUGUAGCUCAAUUGGUAGAUCACGGCGCUUGUAACGCCAGGGUAGUGGGUUCGAUCCCCGGGACGACCCAUACGUAAAAAUGUAUGCACACAUGACUGUAAGUCGCUUUGGAUAAAAGUAUCUGCUAAAUGGCAUAUUAUUAUUAUUAUUAUAUAAAAAAUCAGUCAAUUGAAAUAAAUAAAUUAAGCCCUAAUCUAGGGACUUCACGUGACUGGGAUUACAGCUACAGUGGGGAAAAAAAGUAUUUAGUCAGCCACCAAUUGUGCAAGUUCUCCCACUUAAAAAGAUGAGAGAGGCCUGUAAUUUUCAUCAUAGGUACACGUCAACUAUGACAGACAAAUUGAGAGAAAAAAAUCCAGAAAAUCACAUUGUAGGAUUUUUAAUGAAUUUAUUUGCAAAUUAUGGUGGAAAAUAAGUAUUUGGUCACCUACAAACAAGCAAGAUUUCUGGCUCUCACAGACCUGUAACUUCUUCUUUAAGAGGCUCCUCUGUCCUCCACUCGUUACCUGUAUUGAAUGGCACCUGUUUGAACUUGUUAUCAGUAUAAAAGACACCUGUCCACAACCUCAAACAGUCACACUCCAAACUCCACUAUGGCCAAGACCAAAGAGCUGUCAAAGGACACCAGAAACAAAAUUGUAGACCUGCACCAGGCUGGGAAGACUGAAUCUGCAAUAGGUAAGCAGCUUGGUUUGAAGAAAUCAACUGUGGGAGCAAUUAUUAGGAAAUGGAAGACAUACAAGACCACUGAUAAUCUCCCUCGAUCUGGGGCUCCACGCAAGAUCUCACCCCGUGGGGUCAAAAUGAUCACAAGAACGGUGAGCAAAAAUCCCAGAACCACACGGGGGGACCUAGUGAAUGACCUGCAGAGAGCUGGGACCAAAGUAACAAAGCCUACCAUCAGUAACACACUACGCCGCCAGGGACUCAAAUCCUUCAGUGCCAGACGUGUCCCCCUGCUUAAGCCAGUACAUGUCCAGGCCCGUCUGAAGUUUGCUAGAGUGCAUUUGGAUGAUCCAGAAGAAGAUUGGGAGAAUGUCAGAUGAAACCAAAAUAUAACUUUUGGGUAAAAACUCAACUCGUCGUGUUUGGAGGACAAAGAAUGCUGAGUUGCAUCCAAAGAACACCAUACCUACUGUGAAGCAUGGGGGUGGAAACAUCAUGCUUUGGGGCUGUUUUUCUGCAAAGGGACCAGGACGACUGAUCCGUGUAAAGGAAAGAAUGAAUGGGGCCAUGUAUCGUGAGAUUUUGAGUGAAAACCUCCUUCCAUCAGCAAGGGCAUUGAAGAUGAAACGUGGCUGGGUCUUUCAGCAUGACAAUGAUCCCAAACACACCUCCCGGGCAACGAAGGAGUGACUUCGUAAGAAGCAUUUCAAGGUCCUGGAGUGGCCUAGCCAGUCUCCAGAUCUCAACCCCAUAGAAAAUCUUUGGAGGGAGUUGAAAGUCCGUGUUGCCCAGCGACAGCCCCAAAACAUCACUGCUCUAGAGGAGAUCUGCAUGGAGGAAUGGGCCAAAAUACCAGCAACAGUGUGUGAAAACCUUGUGAAGACUUACAGAAAACGUUUGACCUGUGUCAUUGCCAACAAAGGGUAUAUAACAAAGUAUUGAGAAACUUUUGUUAUUGACCAAAUACUUAUUUUCCACCAUAAUUUGCAAAUAAAUUCAUUAAAAAUUCCUACAAUGUGAUUUUCUGGAUUUUUUUUCUCAUUUUGUCUGUCAUAGUUGACGUGUACCUAUGAUGAAAAUUACAGGCCUCUCAUCUUUUUAAGUGGGAGAACUUGCACAAUUGGUGGCUGACUAAAUACUUUUUUUCCCCACUGUAUGUAUCUGUUGGUCACAGAUGGUAGGGGCGUGGAUCAGAAAACCAGUCAGUAUCUGGUGUGACCACCUUUUGCCUCAUACAGCGCGACACAUCUCCUUCGCAUAGAGUUGAUCAGGCUGUUGAUUGUGGCCUGUGGAAUGUUGUCCCACUCCUCUUCAAUGAAUGUGCGAAGUUGCUGUAUAUUGGCGGGAACUGGAACAUGCUGUCGUACACAUCGAUCCAGAGCAUCCCAAACAUGCUCAAUGGGUGACAUGUCUGGCGAGUAUGCAGGCCAUGGAAGAAUUGGGACAUUUUCAGCUUCCAGGAAUUGUGUACAGAUCCUUGCGACAUGGAGCCGUGCAUUAUCAUGCUGAAAUAUGAGGUGAUGGCGGUGGAUGAAUGGCACGACAAUCGGCCUCAGGAUCUCGUCAAGGUAUCUCUGUGUAUUCAUAUUGCCAUCGAUAUAAUGCAAUUGUGUUCAUUGUCCGUAACUUCUGCCUGCCUGCCCAUACCAUAACCUCACCACCACCAUUUUCAUUUUAGUCAUUUAGCAGACGCUCUUAUCCAGAGCGACUUACAGUUAGUUAGUGAAUACAUUUAUUUUUAUUUUUUUAUACUGGCCCCCCGUGGGAAACGAACCCACAACCCUGGCGUUGCAAACGCCAUGCUCUAUCAACUGAGCUACAUCCCUGCCGGCCAUUCCCUCCCCUACCCUGGACGACGCUGGGCCAAUUGUGCGGCGCCCAUGAGUCUCCCGGUCGCGGCCGGCCGCGACAGAGCCUGGAUUCGAACCAGGAUCUCUAGUGGCACAGUUAGCACUGCGAUGCAGUGCCUUAGACCACUGUGCCACUCGGGAGACACCAUGGGGCACUCUGUUCACAACGUUGACAUCAGCAAACUGCUCACCCACACAACGCCAUACACGUGGUCUGCGGUUGUGAGGCCGGUUGGACGUACUGCCAUUUUUCCAAAAAUGACUUAUGGUAGAGAAAUUUAAAUUAAAUUAUCUGGCAAAAGCUCUGGUUGACAUUCCUGCAGUCAGCAUGCCAAUUGCACGCUCCCUCAAAACUUGAGACAUCUGUUGCAUUGUGUGAACAAAUUGCACAUUUUAAAGUGACCUUUUAUUGUCCCCAGCACAAUGUGCACCUGUGUAAUGAUCAUGCUGUUUAAUCAGCUUCUUGAUAUGCCACACCUGUCAGGUGGAUGGAUUAUCUUGGCAAAGGAGAAAUGCUCACUAACAGGGAUGUAAAGAAAUGUGUGCACAUAAUUUGAGAGAAAUAAACCUUUUGUGCGUAUGGAACAUUUCUGGGAUCUUUUUAUUUCAGCUCAUGAAACAUGGGACCAACACUUUACAUGUUGCGUUCAUAUUUUUGUUCAGUGUAUUUUGAUACAUUUACAUUUUCUUCCCCGAAUCACUUCCUGAAUUGAGUGACUUCAAUUAGAAUUGACCCCAACCCUGGACAGAAGGAAUGACCACUAUAGCCUGGUCACAGCUGGGUUGUAUUCACUAGGAACCAAAGGGAAGCAAAUGGGACGAAACAGGAAUGGACCUACCUGAAUUUGUCCUAUAAGAAACUCUCCUUUUCAUUACAAAACUAAAAAUAUUUGCAAAAUGUUUUUGUUUACGGUUUGCACUAAAUGAAUACACCUCUGCUCUCACCAUUGUCGAGUAGAGCAUUCAGUCUGAAUUGACCAUGCUAUGAAAAGUAGAGCGUACAGACUGGAAUGUGGUGGUGGCUGAGGCAGAGUCGUUGGACUAGAAAUUACAUUGCUAGAGAUUAGAGUGUUGCCAAGAGCCUGUUCUUCAAAUGUCUGUUUGCUAGUUGAGACGUGUCGUAAUUUGCUAUGUUUUGCCUCGGAUCUCCCCCCCCCCCCCCCCCAUGUUCAGCACAAAAAUGUGGAGCCAGUGCUGAUGGCUUACGACAGGCCCUCCCCGAAGUUCCUCUCUUUCCUGGAGAAGCAUUACUGUCUGAAAAACAGUGUACCUCAGGUAUGAUAUGAGGGCGGUCUCUCCUGUGAUUGUGCCACCAGUGCUUUUGUAUUCCUCAACACUGUAUCGUCACUCUCUGGUAAAUGAUUAUACAGGCCUAACAGUACAACCUAAGAUAAUGAAAAUAGAUAUGAACAUUUCAUAAAUGGACUGUUUCAGACUGAGAUAAGACAUGCGGUGAAGGGGGUUAUGGGCUAAUUAUAGAAAAGACUAAAGAGAAUGGGCUGCCAUUUGGGACACCGCCUACAGGAUGAGUCACUUCCUGUUUGUGACUACACCACAGUGUGUCUUCCUCCUGACUGAGAUAACCUCCAAAGCCUUACUCAUCAGGCUGGGCCCUAGGGUUAAUGAUUCUGUUAAACAGACUAGCUCUCAUCAGGCUGGGCCCUAGGGUUAAUGAUUCUGUUAAACAGACUAGCUCUCAUCAGGCUGGGCCCUAGGGUUAAUGAUUCUGUUAAACAGACUAGCUCUCAUCAGGCUGGGCCCUAAGGUUAAUGAUUCUGUUAAACAGACUAGCUCUCAUCAGGCUGGGCCCUAGGGUUAAUGAUUCUGAUAAACAGACUAGCUCUCAUCAGGCUGGGCCCUAGGGUUAAUGAUUCUGUUAAACAGACUAGCUCUCAUCAGGCUGGGCCCUAGGGUUAAUGAUUCUGUUAAACAGACUAGCUCUCAUCAGGCUGGGCCCAAGGGUUAAUGAUUCUGAUAAACAGACUAGCUCUCAUCAGGCUGGGCCACUACGGUUAAUGAUUCUGUUAAACAGACUAGCUCUCAUCAGGCUGGGCCCAAGGGUUAAUGAUUCUGUUAAACAGACUAGCUCUCAUCAGGCUGGGCCCUAGGGUUAAUGAUUCUGUUAAACAGACUAGCUCUCAUCAGGCUGGGCCACUACGGUUAAUGAUUCUGUUAAACAGACUAGCUCUCAUCAGGCUGGGCCCUACGGUUAAUGAUUCUGUUAAACAGACUAGCUCUCAUCAGGUUGGGCCCUAGGGUUAAUGAUUCUGUUAAACAGACUAGCUCUCAUCAGGCUGGGCCCUACGGUUAAUGAUUCUGUUAAACUGACUAGCUCUCAUCAGGUUGGGCCACUACGGUUAAUGAUUCUGUUAAACAGACUAGCUCUCAUCAGGCUGGGCCCUAGGGUUAAUGAUUCUGUUAAACAGACUAGCUACAUGACCUGGAUAUAAUUUUGCUCCAUGGGCGCGGUCAUCUAUCAUCUACCUAGAGCGGAUUAUUAAUAUGUUUUUCAGUGUCACCUCCCCCCCUCCCCUCUCCCCUCCCUCCCUCCCUCCCUCCCCACACUUGUUUCUCUCUCCCUUCCCCUGUCCACUUGUCUCCCCUUCUCUCUCUAGGUCAAUAACUUUGUGGUGUUUGACGGUUUCUUCGCCAACAGAUCAGGUAAUAUUCCAUCUCUGUGCCUGGCUAUCUCUUCAUUAAUUCUGUGUUAUUUUGGAUGAGUAGUGUUGUGCAAACUGUCUGAGUCCCAAACGGCUCCCUUUUCUCUAUAUAGCUCACUACUGUUGAUCAGAGCCCUAUGGGUCCUGGUUAACAGUAGUGCACUAAAUAGGGAAAAGAGCACCAGUUGGGACACAGACAGUUGCGCAACACUACUCAUCCGAAAUAACACCACUACUCUGGUGCAGUCAGCGUUGGCUUCCUGCCUGUGGUGGUGUGGUGACUGGUAAUAGGGGCAGGGUUUGUGCUAGCACGGGUGUCCACACCCUCACAAGUGCUUGCUAGUGUUCACGCCUAAUGCAGACUGGGCUGUCUUUCUGUUGCCCUGCUAAAACAGACAUCCUAAUGUUUGCAGCUGGGGGUUUUAAAUAGCUAGAUGGCUAGAUGUUACGUCAUCCUGUCAAUGCAUGUAUUUGGCCUUAAACCACUCAAAGGUGUCGUACGAAACCCAAAUCUGUAGAGGCAUCUUUGUUUUGAUGUGAUAAAACUGUCUGUAGCAGAAAUGUUGUACACUGUGUUCUGUCUCCAGUAACAUGCCUGUGUGCACUCCAUAGUAUGAGAUAAGCUAAAGUGCUACUUUUCUGAAGUAAUAUAUUGUAAUUUUUUACAUUUUCGUUAAACGAACAAAAGUAGGCUACAAAAAAAAAUCCCAAUGACCCAUUUGCACCCUCCAUUAUAUUGGACAUUUUUCGAGAGUCACUAACCCUGGAAAGUGCUGUUCUGUGAAGUGCACUACAUUUGUUCUUAUUCCGUUUUUCCAAACGAUGCUUUUGUUUCACCAAACUUUCCCAGGCUCACCUCCUUCUCCUCUGCAGGAUCAGAGAAUGUACGGCUUGUUGUAAGGAACUCUAUCUUUAUUUUAUUUUAAUUUCUUCACUUUAUUUUCGUUUAGCUGCACUUAUAACUUUGUUGAUAAAUGUUAUAAUCUAAUAAUAUAAUAUAUAUAUAUAGAGAUUAUAAUAUAUAUAUUAUAUCGUAUAGAUAUAUAUAGUAUAUCUAGUUAUAUAUAUAUAUCUAUAUAUAGUAUAUAGUAAUUAUAUAUAUCUAUAUAUUAAUAAUAUAUAUAUAUAGAUAUAUAAGUAUAGUUAUAUGUAUUAUAUAUAUCUGUUUAUUAUAUAUAUAUUAUAGUUAUAUUGGAAUAUAUAUAUAGUAUAUAUUCUAGUCUAUAUUAGUAAUAGAUAUAUUAGCUAUUAUAUGUCUAGAUAUUGUAUAUUUAAUAUAAUAUAUCUAGUAUCUUAUAUAUAUCGAUAUAUUAUCUUAGUUCUAUAUUGUCUAUAUCUAUAUAUUAUUAUACUUAUUUAUAUAUUUGUUAUAUAUUAUAUAUACUUAUAUAUUCUUUCUAUAUAUAUCAUUAUAUAUAUCUAUCUCUCUUAUUCAUAUUGUAAAUAUCAUAUAUAUCUAUUGUAUAUAUACUAUUCUUCUCUCUCUCUGCUCUAUAUUGUCUAUAUCUCUCUCUCUAUCUAUUCUCUUCUCUUUUCAUCUCUCAUCUCUUAUGUCCUAUAUCUAUCUAUCUCCUCUACUCUCUAUCUAUAUACUUCUUCCUAUAUUGUCCAUCUAUCUCUUACUCUAUCUCUCUUUGCUCUCUCUUAUCUGUUAUUCUCGUCUUCUUAUUGUCUCUGCUCUCAUCUCUCUCGUCUCUGUCUCUCCUCUCUUCUCUCUCUCUCUUCUCUUCUUUACUGAUCUCUAUCUCUACGUCUCUCGCUCGUCUCUUCUUGUAUUUCUUCUCUUCUCCUCUCUGUCUCCUCCUAUCCGUCUUCUCGCUCUCGUUCUCUCUUCUCGUUUCUCUCUUACACUACUGCUCUCCCGAUGGGCGUAUGACAAUUACAUUAUAUCUGACUUAUCUGUAGAUAUAUGAUAUGUAUUGGACUAGUCUACGUACAGUGCUAUGUUCUCCUACUUCUCGUAUCACAUCCUCAUGUUCAGGUCCUCUUCCGUCUUACUGUAUAAUACCUGCUUGUAGUCCCACUGUCCGGCAUUAUGACACAUAUGACAAGUAGAUUGACUAUGUCUUGAUAAUGUUCAGUUGGGAGAGGUCUCCCACCUUAACAGGCUCAGGUUAACCCCAAAUUCAGUAAUACACCACACUUACAAGUUCCGGCGCUUCUAAAUUAUGUAAUAAAAUUUAAAGUUGUAGUAUUACCAGUAAAGGUUUAGGCAGUAGGUUUUGUUUUUAUGAAGAGGCUUAGCACGUUUGUAUAGUGGUUUCCCAUAAUUUCCCCGGCCGCCGUAGGGGGCCAAAAAUUCCCCCCUCACUCCAUAAUGUUUUGGGCAGGCUUUCCUAAGUUAGGUGCAUAGGGUGAUAAUGUUUAGGCCCGUGGGUGCCAAAAUUUCAGGGUGGGGUGUUGUUUUAAAAGGUGGUAGGGGAAAAAUUUAGGCCCUCCAAAUCCCCGGGCACUGCCAUAAAGUUUCCCCGGGGCCGAGGGGCCCCCAAUGUUUCCCAGGCCUGCCGUGGGUGCAUAAUGUUUCCAAGGGGCCCGCCGUAGGGCUGCCAUAAUGUUUCCCAGGCUGCCGUAGGGCUGCCAUAAUGUUUCCCAGGCCUGCCGUAGGGCUGCCAUAAUGUUUCCCAGGCCUGCCGUAGGGCUGCCAUAAUGUUUCCCAGGCCUGCCGUAGGGCUGCCAUAAUGUUUCCCAGGCUGCCUUAGGGCCCUGCAUAAUGUUUCCCAGGCCGCCGUAGGGCUGCCAUAAUGUUUCCCAGGCCUGCCGUAGGGCUGCACAUAAUGUUUCCCCAGGCCUGCCCGUAGGGCUGCCAUAAUGUUUCCCAGGCCCUGCCGUAGGGGCUGCCAAUUAAUGUUUCCCAGGCCUGCCAUAAUGUUUCCCAGGCCUGCCAUAAUGUUUCCCAGGCCUGCCGUAGGGCUGCCAUAAUGUUUCCCAGGCCUGCCAUAAUGUUUCCCAGGCCCUGCCAUAAUGUUUUCCCCUGUGCUGACUGGGUUCUCUUCAACAGCGGCCCAGUUGAAAAAGGUUCCCCCUAAAAAAGCUGGACGGAGAGAUCAAGCCCUACUCACUAACAGAGAGAGAGGGUGAGCCACCGUUGAACUUGGACAGAACACAUGGAGGCUAACUCCUAAUGGGCCAGUUUCCCGGACCCAGAUUAAGGGUAGUCCUGGAUUAAACACAUUUAAUGGAGAUUCUUCAUUGGAAAUGCUUCUUAGCCCAGGACUAGGCUUAAUUUGUGUCUGGGAAACCAGCUCAUGUACAGUACAUCAUAAACUGUAGCUGGAAUAUGUCAGCAUUACAUAAUUUACAUUGUACUAAAAUACACAGUUAAGACAUUGUAUGACAGCCCGAUGAGGAUACAUAAUAUUUUCUCUGGACUAAACAUCAUUAGUUGUAGGGAUAUUUCCCACUUCAUUGCAGCCAUUGUAAACAGAUUGCUGUAGGGCAGUUGGCAUUCAGCUGCAUUUGUGUGCCAUCUAUUCUGCCUGGUUAGGUCAGUUUAGUCUGAAAGACACUGAGCUAUUCACUAGGAUAAGCAUUCAGGAGCAGCUUGGUGAACAUUAGGAUGUUGCAACUGACAGUUAUGGUCAAAUGUAACAUAGGACCUCUUGUGUCCAGUCCAGUCAAGUCUCUGUGCAGUUGCUUGAUUAAUCUCCUUGUGUGAAUGUAGUUUUGAGUUAAUGUCCACUUUAUGAAUACUUAACAAAACCUCUGUUAGUGCAGUGAUGAUGCACUGUUGACUCAGCCUGUAUUAGAUUCUGAGUAAUGCAAUGAUCCCCUAUUUGGCAGUCAUCUCUCUGACUCCCCCUCACCCCCUCUCAUGGUAUUGUCUCCCCCCUCUCCUCUCCCUCAUGGUAUUGUCUCCCCCCUCUCCCCCCUCAUGGUAUUGUCUCCCCCCUCUCCUCUCCCUCAUGGUAUUGUCUCCCCCCUCUCAUGGUAUUGUCUCCCCCUCUCAUGGUAUUGUCUCCCCCCUCUCCCCCCUCAUGGUAUUGUCUCCCCCCUCUCCCCCCUCAUGGUAUUGUCUCCCCCCUCUCCCCCCUCAUGGUAUUGUCUCCCCCCUCCAGCUGUGCGAGAGGAGCAGAGGGCUCUCCCCUACCCGUUGUCGGUAUCCUCCCCGUGCUCCCCAAGCAGGGCCCGCCAGCGCCCCGACCCGACCCUGGCCCCAGCCCUGGGGGCUACAGGGGCCCGACCCCCGACCCCCGACCCCCCACUCAUCGACAGCCUCAACUACAGGGCAAAACGCACCAGGUAUGGUAUUCCUGGAAAAACAGUCAAACCAAAAUGCCCAGGUUUUUGCAGGAGUAAUCUCGGAUGGAGUAAUUCCUGACUUCCAGAAUCAGGAGGGACUAAGUCAUUUUGGGAAGGUUGUCAGCAUUUAUUUAUUUUUUACCCUAGGUACUAAUACUACUUCACUCCAUAUGAACUAUGUAACCUAAUCCAGUAUUGUGAGAGAGUGUGUACUGCAGUAGAUCUGAGGGCCUGUCUGCCAGGUUUUGAAGGCUUGGCCGGGGGGGACAGCAUUCCUUUCAUUAAGAGUAUUGUUUAUACAAACAGCCAGCCUCGGGGCACUGCGGCAGCAUCCCAAAUGGUACACUAUUCCCUUCGUAGUGCACUACUUUAGACCAGGAAAUCACAGGGCUCUGGUCAAAAAGUAGUGCACUAUAUAGGGAAUUAGGGUGCCAUUUAGGAGCGUACACAGCCCCUGUGUAAAGUGCUUUCUCUCUGAUUCCAAGCCUCCUUCGCUCCUGCUCUCUCUCUCUCUCCCACCUAAUUGUCCUGUGUGACCAGCACUGCUCUCUUUGUGGCCUCUCUUUCUAAACACUGUUCUCUUUCAUUCUUUCUCUACUGUUCUCUACUGUCUGUGUACAUUGGAAACCCACCCCCCCCCCCUUUUAUCCAAUUUGACCACUCACAAAUGCAAUCAUCCCAUCCUCCAAUCCUCCUCCUUUCUGACGUCCAUUUCAUCAUCCUGUCUCUGCCUCUGGCUCCUCUCCGUCCUAACAUGAGCACAGUUCCCUUAACCGAUGACAGCUCAGCUUCCAUUGACCACCCUGACGCCUCCCACCACUGUUUCCUUCUUUUAAAGGAAGGGCAGUGGUUUUUAGCCUGUUAGAGAGAAGGCUGGAGAACUGGGAUGCUAAGUGUGCACUGGCACACUUUCCGUCAUGGAUUUAACACUGCCCCAGGCCUGCCCUAGGUGAACCAGGUUCGUGUUGAUUGCAUUCGUUUUGGAACCGGGCUGCCUCCCGGGGGUGAGCCAGGUCAAAACAAAUGUAUUUGUCCCAUGCGCCGAAUACAACAGGUGUAGACUUUAUCGUGAAAUGCUUACUUAUGAGCUCUUUCCCAACAAUGCAGAGUUAAAAAGUACAAAACAUUUAUAUAAAUAGUAACACAAUAAAAAAUAAAAUAAUGAGGCUAUAUACAAGGAGUACCGUUACUGAGUCAAUGUGCAGGGGUACAAGGUAGUUGAGGUAAUAUGUACAGUACCAGUCAAAAGUUUCUUUAUUUUUACUAUUUUCUACAAUUGUAGAAUAAUAGUGAAGACAACAAAACUAUGAAAUAACACGUAUGGAAUCAUGUAGUAACCAAAAAAGUGUUAAACAAAUGAAAUUAUAUUUUAUAUUUUAGAUUCUUCAAAUAGCCAUCCUUUGCCUUGAUGACUUCUUUCAACACUCUUGGCAUUCUCUCAACCAGCUUCACCUGGAAUUCUUUUCCAACAGUCUUGAAGGUGUUCCCACAUAUGCUGAGCACUUGUUGGCUGCUUUUCCUUCACUCUGCGGUCCGACUCAUCCCAAACCAUCUCAAUUGGGUUGAGGUCAGGAGAUUGUGGAGGCCAGGUCAUCUGAUGCAGCACUCCAUCCUUCUUGGUAAAAUAGCCCUUACACAGCCUGGAGGUGUGUUGGGUCAUUGUCCUGUUGAAAAACAAAUGAUAGUCCCACUAAGCCCAAACCAGAUGGGAUGGCGUAUCGCUGCAGAAUGCUGUGGUAGCCAUGCUGGUUAAGUGUGCCUUGAAUUCUAAAUAAAUCACAGACAGUGUCACCAGCAAAGCACCAUAACACCUCCUCCUCCAUGCUUUACGGUGGGAAAUACACAUGCGGAGAUCAUCCGUUCACCCACACCGCGUCUCACAAAGACACGGCGGUUGGAACCAAAAAUCUCAAAUUUGGACUCCAGACCAAAGGACAUAUUUCCACCGGUCUAAUGUCCAUUGCUUGUGUUUCUUAGCCCAAGCAAGUCUCUUCUUCUUAUUGGUGUCCUUUAGUAGUGGUUUCUUUGCAGCAAUUCGACCAUGAAGGCCUGAUUCACGCAGUCUCCUCUGAACAGUUGAUGUUGAGAUGUGUCUGUUAUUUGAACUCUGUGAAGCAUUUAUUUGGGCUGCAAUUUCUGAGGCUGGUAACUAAUGAACUUAUCCUCUGCAGCAGAGGUAACUCUGGGUCUUCCUUUCCUGUGGCGGUCCUCAUGAGAGCCAGUUUCAUCAUAGAGCUUGAUGGUUUUUGCGACUGCACCGAAUAGGGCUAUUUUCUGUAUACCCGCCAUACCUUGUCACAACACAACUGAUUGGCUCAAACACAUUAAGAAGGAAAGAAAUUCAACAAAUGAACUUUUAAGAAGGCACACCUGUUAAUUGAAAUGCAUUCCAGGUGACUAUCUCAUGAAGCUGGUUGAGAGAAUGCCAAGAGUGUGCAAAGCUGUCAUCAAGGCAAAGGGUGGCUAGUUGAAGAAUCUAAAAUAUUAAAUAUAUUUUGAUUUGUUUAACACUUUUUGGGUUACUACAUGAUUCCAUAUGUGUUAUUUCAUAGUUUUGAUGUCUUCACUAUUAUUCUACAAUGUUGAAAAUAGUAAAAAUUAAGAAAAACCCUUGAAUGAGUAGAUGUGUCCAAACUUUUGACUGGUAGUGUACAAGUAGGUAGGGGUAAAAGUGACUAGGCAAUCAGAAUAGAUAAUAAACAGAGUAGAAGCAGCAUGUGAAGAGUGGGAAAGAGUGUCUGUGUGAGUGUAUGUGGCAUCAAUAUGCGUGUGUGUGUGUGUGUUGGAGUGUCAGUGUAGUAUGUGUGUGUGUGUGUGUGUGUGUUGGAGUGUCAGUGUAGUAUGUGUGUGUGUGUGUGUGUGUGUGUGUGUGUGUGUGUGUGUGUUGGAGUGUCAGUGUAGUAUGUGUGUGUGUGUGUGUGUGUGUGUGUGUGUGGGUAGAGUGCAGUGUAGUAUGUGUGAGUGUGUGUUUGAGUGGGUAGAGUGCAGUGAGUGUGCGUCGUUUUGGCAGAUGGCGACGUUAUCUAAAAACAAAACAAAAUGCCGUAGGUGAAGCACGUGUAGUAAUGAAUAGGAUUCUGUGUUUUCACAUUGCAAAAGUGAUCGCUUUAAAUAAACUUUAUCUGCCUUCCCAAUGAAAACUAGUUUGAAAAUGUGAACAUAUAUUUGAUGGAAACGAGCUGCUGUAUGUUUUUGCACCAUCCACCAUGCUGCCUUCUUGACAACAUGACCGAGCCGCAGAUUACUGUUCGUUGGAGAAGGUCACCUCUUUGUCCGUUCAAGUCACGGGCUAUAGACUGGUGCACUUAAUCGAACUCCCUCAAUGGUGGGAACUUACCCCUGCCCGAUGUUUACACAUUUACAUUGACAUUUUUAGUCAUUUUAGCAGACGCUCUUAUCCAGAGCGACUUACAGUUAGUGAGUGCAUACAUUUUUCAUACACCAAUCCAAGGCUUUUGGAUCCGUGAUGGGAAGUGUUUAAGUGCACACUUAGAGAGAAGGGUGGAGAAUCAGGAGGGAACCUAGCUGUCGUCUGUCUGUCAAGGCAAGGGAGCUUAGUAUUAUUUCAAUGAUUCAUUUACUAGGAAACAGAGAAGAAGAAGAAGAAGGAACAUGGCUCCCUAUGUCAGUUAGAACUUUUUCAGCCUUUCCUAGUGUGCUGGUCGUCCCAUUGAGGGAAUUAUGAUGCUGCCUGUAACUUUUACCUGCCGUUUUCUAGAAGAAGGCAUUAAAACGAUCUCCAACAAAACUGGAAAAGUGAGAUUGCUUUCUGUUCCCCUGGUACCCCGUUUAGAGCUUGUUUUACCUUUAACUACAAUUCUCUUUCACAUGUACUCUCAUUAAGUGGCUACUAAAAUAAUAUUUGGAUGACUUUUGGAGGCAUUUUCAUGUUUAUUAACAUGGAGUUCGCAAGUUUGUCAUAACAACAUGACGUCAACAAGAAACAAUGCUUAGAAUUUGAUAUUGAGCUAAGAAGGCUUUUUCAUAAUCCACAACUUCAGUGGUUCUUAAACUUGGGGUUGGGACCCCAUGUGGGUUCCCCUGAAAUUGAAAUGGGGUCCCCUGAGAAAAUCUGUAAUCUUAUCAAACAAAUGGAAAACUUUGGGAACCCCAGCCCUACUUGCACAAUUCUCACAGUCUUCAGGUCUUUCUGUUGGCAUUGCCUUCACUUCAUAUCACAAUCAUGUUUUUUUGUUUUCAGUUAUUGUUUGUAUGAUUUGUCAAGCAUUCAGUUUUGCCAUUGUUUGCUAAUUUUGUUUUAAUUGAGUGUUUUUCUUCUGUGGAAUUCUCUUUGCUGUUUCCUUCACUUUUUCCUCUGCACACACUUGUCUUUUUCCCCUUUCUGUACUUUCCUACGUUCUGUCUCCUUCGCUCCCUAUUCAUUUCCCCUCCCUCUUUCUUCCACUAUCUCUCGUUUUCUCUGUCCUGCUCUUGUUUGUCCUCUAUCUACCAUUCCCUGGAUCUUCCUACCCUAUCUACCUUCCCUGGCCCUUCCUACCCUCUCUACCUUCCCUGGCCCUUCCUACCCUCUCUACCUUCCCUGGCUCUUCCUACCCUCUCUACCUUCCCUGGCUCUUCCUACCCUCUCUACCUUCCCUGGCCCUUCCUACCCUCUCUACCUUCCCUGGCUCUUCCUACCCUCUCUACCUUCCCUGGCCCUUCCUACCCUCUCUACCUUCCCUGGCUCUUCCUACCCUCUCUACCUUCCCUGGCUCUUCCUACCCUCUCUACCUUCCCUGGCUCCUCCUACCCUCUCUACCUUCCCUGGCUCUUCCGACCCUCUCUACCUUCCCUGGCUCUUCCUACCCUCUCUACCGUCCCUGGCUCUUCCUACCCUCUCUACCUUCCCUGGCCCUUCCUACCCUCUCUACCUUCCCUGGCCCUUCCUACCCUCUCUACCUUCCCUGGCCCUUCCUACCCUCUCUACCUUCCCUGGCCCUUCCUACCCUCUCUACCUUCCCUGGCUCUUCCUACCCUCUCUACCUUCCCUGGCCCUUCCUACCCUCUCUACCUUCUCUGGCUCUUCCUACCCUCUCUACCUUCCCUGGCUCUUCCUAUCCUCUCUACAUGCCCUGCUCCAUUGACGUGGUAGCCAACAGGGCCUAGUUGCCAGGGGCAACCUCUACAGUCGCCACAUCAACACCCGGGGCUUUGGGCUAUUGUUGGAGACACAGCAGAACACCUUCAAACUGCCAGGUAAACAGAUCUGAUUGGCUAUGGGACAUGUGUAGUACACCGUAACAACGCACCACUAACUAUGGAUGUCUCCCAAAUGGCACCCUAUUCCCUCUAUAGUGCACUACUUUUGCCCAUAGCCUUAUGGGCCUUUUUGGGCAUAUUUCCUAUUUAGUGCGCUACUUUAGACAAGGCCAUGGUUAAAAGUAGGGUGCCAUUUAGUACGUAGACUACUUUACCCAGUGUGCCCAGGAAUGUACUGUGUUGUCUUGUGACUGACCUCUGACCUGUUAGUGCUGUGUGCCUCCUCAGGUUUGAGACCUAGUAUUAAGAGACAGAGAGACUGACACAGGGGGACAGACAGACCCACUGGGACACACAGACAGGUUUGCCCUCACAUAGACAUACUCAGGAAAUAUCUCACAGACUGUAUAUCAUAAAUGCAUGUAGGGAUUGGAAAGGCAUUGAAUAGUGGGCGGCUACAAAUGAAAGCAAGAAAAAUAAGCUUGAAUUACAGUGGAUCUGUGUUUGACUCUGACCUACAUGUUCUUCUCUCCAGCACACAAACGAGUCCCCUUCCCUCUUUACACUCUCCGUUUCUCAUCCACUCAUCCCCUCAUCUUACCUCUCAUUAUAUGCCUUCUCUCUCUCUCUCUCUCCAUCCCUCCCUGUCCAGGUCCCUGCCUAUCUCUCUCCCACCUCUGCCCCUAUCCAGGAAGGAGUCGCUCCGCGCCCAGACCACUACGAUGACCACCAGAGAACCAGACAAACAGGCUGAGAUGGAGACCAGGGUGCUGGAGAAGGGGCUCCGGAUGGGGGUAGGGGGAGAGCCCUGGCCCCUGGAGGGGGUUGAGAGGGACAGGGGGAGAGGAGGGUGGUCGUGGACGGUGGGAGAGAGCUGCUGUAACACAGCUCAGUGGAUCAGGCAGAAGCAGGAGUAUAGGAGCACCAGACCCUGGUGA